GACGAUGGUGGGUCAUUCACAAUGAUCAAAAUGAGAUUUUUAUUUUGUACAUAUAAUUUAGUUUAGGUAUUAUCUCAUUUAUUUUAAAAUAUUUAAAAAAAAAUGGCAAUGAUGAGAUCUUGCUUAACAUUUCCAAAAGUUGUGGCAGAGCUUCUGUGGUCUGAAAUGACAUGCUAUUUUUUUGCUUUCCUCUUUGAGGUGCCAUUGGGAGCGUUCAGUAGUGGUGGUGGUGGUGGUGGUGGUGGUGGCCCCUCCACUGACGGUGGGCGUUUCCGUUGAAAAUUUUUUGAUGUCAGCCAUAACGGCCAUAUAUUGAACACAGCACUGUAAAACACAUUACAAUCCUUUUGGCUUCUUUAAAUUUACAGGAAACAUUCCAAUGUGCUACAGCAGAUGUUCCUUUCCUCCCAAGUCCAAGCUGUGAAACCGAUUUGAUCCCCCACCAAUCAUUGCAAGUAAUGGUCCAAAUAAUCCGAGAGAAUAUAAAUAUAUGGUAACAUGAAAAAUAGCCAGUGUUCCGAGUCUUUUUUCCUCAAUUAAAAGUUCACCUAAUUGGUUGGGAUAUGGUUUUGUAAUGUUUUCCACGCAAAUGCAGCAACCUUUUUAGGCAGAUCUCUGUUCCAGAGAUCUGCUAGUAGAAUUAAUUUUUCCUUUUCUUGUUUGUUCUGCUCCGAGCAUAUAAUAUAUGUAUAUAUAUAUAUAUAAUAUUAUUGUAUAUAUGCCAAUUUAACUGAGUACCUACCAUAUUGCUUUCUUCUUUCCAUAUAUCAUUCAUUCCUUGUCUGAGUCUCACGCUUCUUAUCUUAAUUUUUCUGGUACAGUUGAUGAUUGAUGGGUGAAACAAAGGAUAAUUAAGUCCUUCCCAUCACUGCAAUUUGUUCCUGCAAAACAGCAACGUACUUCCCAAGCAAAUUAAUAAUUCCCUCCUUUACUGCAAUCCCACACCCCCUCCCAGGCUGUGUUUUUUUUUUUUUGUUUCUUGUGUGUUGAGCAUGUGAAAAGUUUGUCCCUAAUUAAAGAUAACAAAUCCUUGUUAUUUCAUAUAUAUUUCUAUUCCACACUCUCCAUAUAUAUUGAUGCAUUUUGGAACUAGAGAUUUUAUAUUCUUGAUCCAAGAAUCCCCACCUAAUUAACCUCUCCUAGUCAGAAUAUAUUUUCGUUUCACAAACAUAUAUACAAAAACAAGAGACUUAAUUAUAAUGUCAAAGAAAGAGGAAGAAAUCCAAAUCAACAUUGCUUUAAAAU
This is a messenger RNA of Rubroshorea leprosula, 1245 nucleotides long. The record is from the annotation of a GenBank genome assembly. NCBI's taxonomy places the organism in Eukaryota, Viridiplantae, Streptophyta, Magnoliopsida, Malvales, Dipterocarpaceae.